AUGUCUAAAUACUACCGCGAAGGAGGAGAGAACGACAUCACUACGAAGCAAAACCUGUGGAUUCAUUACAAAGAAAGCAAUGAAUUAGAUGAGGAUCCAAAAAGAUCAUUUUUUUCGCACCUAGGUAACGUAAUAAGGCACCCCCCUUUUGCAAAAGUACGCCAAAUUAAGAGGAAAAAGCUUGGUGCUUUCCAGUUCCUAAAGCGGACAUUGCCUAGCGAUGUUAAGGCACGUACUUGUGAGAAACAGCCAUCGUCGACCAGAUCAGCUGCAUUAGCAGAAGCUGCUAGUGAUUUAACCAGCGUCCCUGCUAAAAGAAAUUCAUUUCAAGUAAAAGAAACAAGCCCUGAUCGUUCCAAAUCGCAUUUCGGUGGUCAGAGGAGUGUGCCUCGUAGUCCCUGUACGAUUUUAACCGAUUUGGAAAGUGUCCUGCAGAGAAAUCCUGAUGAAACUUAUGUGAUUUCUUCUGAUAUUCCUCUUACAAGUGGUGACAGCGAAAUUUUUGAGAUUGAAGGAGAUUUCAGCUACGACAAAAAUGAAUUUUCAGGAGGUGAGACAGACAUAUUCCCUAUCGAUUCACCAGAGGAUAUUGCUAGGUGCCCCGACCAUUCAGAGGAUGGAGAUGGCGAAAACGUCAGUCAACCAAGUGAACAUGGUGAUGCGAGUAGUGAAAGUGAUGUAACUGAAAUGUCAAGCGGUGCAGAAGAAAUCAUACCCGUCAACAAGACAGAGGCGUCAUCAGACAUAUUUCAUAGGUUCCAUAAGAAACUGUCCACUUUGCUUCCUUCGCAUCUUCCUGGCAAACCUGCUUCAUUUCAGGAUUACCUGACAAGCGUCGUUAAAGAUCCCGGCAACAUAAAUGAGGAACGUACAGCCCUUUAUUUAGCUUCAGGCUGUGCAAAGACGUACAAGAACUGCAUAGUCAGGGCCUUUGUCGCAGCUUCGUUCCCCCCUCUAAAGGUUGGCAGUUUUGCAGCUGAGCAAGUUAAAUAUACCUUUGAAGGAGACGUCUUCCCACAAUUCACUCAUAUCGAAAAAAGUAACUUCAGCUGCGCCAUUUGCAUACCUUACCUCAGAUGGGCUAUAAUUAAUAGCAUACCUCACUCCAAAUGUCGAGCCCAAUCGGCAAAACCGGAUGCAAUAUUGUCGGGUACUGCGACGUUAUGUUUCUCCGGCAUGGUCCAGCUCAAAGAACAUAGCAGUUCUAGAUUGCAUUUGGAGGCCGUGGCCUUUUUUCAAAGAGCCCAAGAGGAAGAGCUCCGCUGCGGUAGAAAGAAGGAAGCCAGAUUAGCGGGGAAAGAACAAAAGCGUAUUUCUGAAUAUUUUCAAAAACCUUCAGUGAAUUUAAACUAGGAAGGACCUCCGAGUUCCAACACCAAGCACACACCAGAAAUAAAGUCAAGUGCUGUCAUUUAUGGGAUUCGGAGGUCGUUAAAAAUUUUGGAAGUGAUUCACAGAUUAGAAGAACAACUGCUGAAGGCCUCUUCAAAAAAAAAGACGCAACAAUGGCGGUUUGA
Porites lobata is the source of this 1517-nucleotide messenger RNA. NCBI's taxonomy places the organism in Eukaryota, Metazoa, Cnidaria, Anthozoa, Scleractinia, Poritidae. The record is from the annotation of a GenBank genome assembly.